Molecule: messenger RNA, 1044 nt
Organism: Notolabrus celidotus (New Zealand spotty)
Lineage: Eukaryota; Metazoa; Chordata; Actinopteri; Labriformes; Labridae
Gene: atp5pb
Product: ATP synthase peripheral stalk-membrane subunit b
Exons: 7
Coding region: 104-862 (252 amino acids)
Biological process (GO): proton motive force-driven ATP synthesis
Molecular function (GO): proton transmembrane transporter activity
Source: RefSeq, a predicted model, not a curated record
AUUUCGUAUAUCCGCCAUCUUUGUGGCUCUUUGCAGAAGGGCACGAAGAGGCCGUAACAAGGGUGCCCAGUGUAACAAGAACUUGGCACUUCACUCUACAAGCAUGUUGUCCAGGCUCGUCAUUGUCUCGGCUAAUGCCUUGAAAGGCAGCGGCCCCCUUGGAGCUGGUUUGGUCCAGGCCUCUCGCUCCCUGCACACAUCGUCCCAGAGUCUGGCCCCAGUCCCCGCUCUGCCAGAGAAGGGAGGCAAAGUCCGUCAUGGCAUCUUCCCAGAGGAGCUUUUCCAACUUCUGUACCCCAAAACUGGAGUAACAGGACCCUACAUGCUGGGUACUGGACUCAUGCUCUACAUGCUGUCAAAGGAAAUCUACGUCAUCAACCACGAGACGUUUGCUGCCCUCUCCAUCGGCACAGUCAUCGUCUAUGGUGUGAAGAAAUUUGGUCCAAGUGUUGCAGCUUUUGCUGACAAACUGAACGAGGACAAAGUGGCCAAGGCUCAGGAGGUGAAGGACCUUUCUGUGUCCAGUCUCACUCAGGCUAUUGAGAAUGAGAAGAAGGAACAAUGGAGAGCAGAGGGAAGAUCAUUGCUCUUUGAUGCUAAGAGGAACAACGUGGCCAUGCUGCUUGAGACAAACUACAGAGAGAGACUACACAUGGUGACCAAUGAGGUGAAGAGGCGCUUGGACUACCAGAUCGCCCUGCAGGACCUCCACCGCCGGAUGGAGCAGGAGCACAUGGUCAACUGGGUGGAGAAGAGUGUCGUCGGCAGCAUCACCCCACAGCAGGAAAAGGAGAGCAUCGCUAAGUGCAUCUCAGACCUGAACGCUCUGGCUAAGUCCACCAAGGCCACGGCCAUGGCCUAAACUGUCGAGCCCUCAGAGAAGGCUGCUCUUGUCCCUGAAUCUUUGCCCCAAGACGAGACGUUCACUUUUUUUCUUUACAGAAUAAACUAUUUCCUCCUUUAAAGGUUGUCUCUGUCAAUAAUAUGGGUGUGUACAGUAUUUACACGUCAGCUGAUGGUAAAAUAAAUAGUUCUUUAGUUCAA